GUUCAAGAUCAACCACCACAAGAAGACCGCGUAUGUAAUGGCAAAGGAUAUUGAUGAGUACGGACCCCAGCUUAAGUUGAUCCAGAACCGUGCCAUCACUUUCCAUUGUGGGUCACCCCGAAUCUUCUGCGGUACCCUUAUCACCGGAACCGCUCCCAAGAAGGACGAGAAGGAGGAGGAGAACGAGAAAGAGAUCUACGAUCGACCAUGA
Sphaeroforma arctica JP610 is the source of this 211-nucleotide messenger RNA. RefSeq lists its product as hypothetical. The record is from RefSeq and is a predicted model, not a curated record. NCBI's taxonomy places the organism in Eukaryota, Ichthyosporea, Ichthyophonida. The transcript has a single exon. The annotation marks the transcript as partial.